CGUAGCUUACUCAAUUGCAGAACUGUUAGUAAAAAUGAAAUUUAUGUGAAAUUAGAGCUGUUUGUUAACAUUUGAUAAUUUAGUGAAUAUAGAUUAUUAAAUUUAGCAUUAAAAAGUGUACAAAAUGGCUAAUGUCAGCUCGAGUGUACACACAGCUCAAGAGCAAUCAAAGUCUCAACCUUUAAUUCAGGAAUUUAGCAUUAGAGUACCAAAAACUAAUAAAAAAAAGCACAAUGUAAUGAGGUUUAAUGCAGUACUUAAAGUUGACUUCAAAGAGUGGAAGCAGGUCAAAUUAGAAAGGGAAAACAAUAUGAAGGACUUUAGAGGUGUUGAAGAGGAAAUGCCUAAAUUUGGUGCAGGCUCAGAAUUUGGUAGAGAUGCAAGAGAAGAGGCAAGAAAAAAGAAAUUUGGUAUUAAUUCUAGAAAGUACAAAUCUGAAGAUCAACCAUGGAUACUCAAAGUCAAUGGAAAAACUGGAAAGAAAUUUAAGGGCAUUCGAGAGGGUGGUGUCAGUGCUAAUGCAUCGUACUAUGUAUUUACACACGCACCUGAUGGUGCAAUAGAAGCAUUCCCACUACACGAAUGGUACAAUUUUCAACCUAUUCAGAGGUACAAAGCAUUAAGUGCAGAAGAGGCAGAAGAAGAAUUCAAUCGUAGAAACAAGACUAUGAACUAUUUCAAUCUCAUGAUGAGAAAAAGACUAAGAAAUGAUGAAGAGGUAGGCGAAGAAGGAGAAAUAUUGGAAGGCAAAAAGAAAAUCACCAAGAAAGACAAAGAAUUAAAGAUUUCUGAAAUGGAUGAAUGGAUAGAAAGUGAUGAAGAAGAAAGUGAAGAAGAUGAGGAAAGUAAAAAGAAAUCUGAAGACGAGGAUGAUGACAAAAAGAAGAAAAAAAAAGAUGGAAAGAAGAAAAAGAAGAAGGUGUCUGACGAUGAGGCUUUUGAAGAAAGUGAUGAUGGUGACGAGGAAGGGCGAGAAUGCGACUACAUUUCUGAUUCUUCAGCUUCAGAGGAUGAAUUAGAGUCACAGAAGGAAAUAAAAUCAGUCGAUCAAGAGGAUGCAUUGAGAAAACUGUUAGCCUCUGAUGAAGAGGACGAGGAAGAGAAUGAAGAUAAGAAGGAUGAAGAUGAAAAUGAAGAUGAUGAAGGCAAACCAGAUAAGGAGAAGGAUCCAAAGGAACCAAAUAAGAAAAAGGACAAAAAGAAGAAAAAGAAGAAGGACGACGGUUCUGACUCGUCUUCCGACGUAGAAUCUGGUGCUGAACAGAACAAAAAACCAGCGAGUACACAAAGUUCCAGAUCAGCCACACCAAUAAUAGGCUCGGCAAGCCAGUUAGAUUCACUUAAAAGGAGUUACAACAGCUCUCCAGACUUGCCUCAGGCAAAGAAGAGCAGACUGGAUAAUGGUUCAAGCUCUUCCACGUCGUCUUCUACUUAUGUUCCUGGUUCGAGUGAAUCCGGCAUCACAGAAGAUGCCGUAAGGCGUUAUUUAAUGAGAAAACCUAUGACAACUAUCGAACUUCUACAAAAAUUCAAAUCCAAGAAAACUGGUCUUACCUCCGAACAAAUCGUCACUAUUAUGACUAACGUUCUGAAAAAUGUUAAACCAACUAGUCAAAAGAUUAAAGGCAAAAUGUAUUUCUCUAUCAAAGCACAGCCGAACAAUAAGCAAUAAGUUGUCUCUGCGAGAUUAAUUUUUAUUGAAAGGCAGUUAAAUAAUAAUUUUCUUUUUUUUUUCCGCUUACAACAGUUUUGAUUACUUUUGACAAAGUAUUCUUCUAUCUUUCUUACUUUGCAAAUUGACGUUCAGAUAUUCUGAAGUCUGAAAUUAUUCUUUUUCGUUUGUAAGACCGUUAUUUAGUUUAUCAUCGCUACAAUAAAAUUAUGUUUUUUAGUAUCCUACAAUUUUGUUUAAGCGCGCUUUAAAAAUCGAGUGUUUUACAAAUACGUUUGCGAAUAUAAACGUUAUGCAAACAGUAAGAUAGAAAGAGAGUGUUGAAACUAUUUUGAAUAGAUGUAAAAAGUUUAAAAGAUGUACGUGCGCUGAAACGUUGAAUUAGUCGAGUGAAAGAAGAAACUGCGCGCGCAGCCGCAGCAUGCUAAUAGGAUCGCGAAGAUGUCUCUAGUUUCCAAUGGAAGUGGUUCCACAUUUACAAAUAACAUCAUUAAUUAGCCCUGAUGUCAGUGCUAAUUUUUCAUUUCUCAAUUGACUAUCGGGAAACGCAUGACUAAGAUAUCUCUUGAAUUCACUUGUUCGAAAUCGUUUGUCCGCAGAGUAUUUAAUAAAUUUAUUUAAAAACACACAUGUAAUCUA
This is a messenger RNA of Phymastichus coffea, 2311 nucleotides long. RefSeq names its product general transcription factor IIF subunit 1 (gene TfIIFalpha). Gene Ontology annotation, biological process: transcription initiation at RNA polymerase II promoter; positive regulation of transcription elongation by RNA polymerase II. The transcript is spliced from 7 exons. Gene Ontology annotation, molecular function: TFIIF-class transcription factor complex binding; RNA polymerase II general transcription initiation factor activity; DNA binding. Gene Ontology annotation, cellular component: transcription factor TFIIF complex; nucleus. NCBI's taxonomy places the organism in Eukaryota, Metazoa, Arthropoda, Insecta, Hymenoptera, Eulophidae. The coding region runs from base 125 to 1672 and encodes 515 amino acids. The record is from RefSeq and is a predicted model, not a curated record.